Pygoscelis adeliae (Adelie penguin) is the source of this 2564-nucleotide messenger RNA. It is a transcript of the gene CNGA3, whose product is annotated as cyclic nucleotide gated channel alpha 3. Gene Ontology annotation, cellular component: intracellular cyclic nucleotide activated cation channel complex; plasma membrane. Gene Ontology annotation, molecular function: voltage-gated potassium channel activity; intracellularly cGMP-activated cation channel activity; protein-containing complex binding. The transcript is spliced from 6 exons. Lineage: Eukaryota; Metazoa; Chordata; Aves; Sphenisciformes; Spheniscidae. Gene Ontology annotation, biological process: potassium ion transport; monoatomic cation transmembrane transport. The record is from RefSeq and is a predicted model, not a curated record. Bases 1 to 2022 code for a protein of 673 amino acids.
AUGGCAAAAAUCAACACCCAGCACUCCUACCCCGGUAUGCACAGACUGUCUGUCAGAACUACCGAUGAAGAUAUUGAAAGGAUUGAAAAUGGCUGUAUCAGAACCCAUUCACUGUGUGAGGAUGCGUCUUCAGAACUGCAGAGAGUAAUUUCUGUGGAGGGAAGACAUCCAUCUGGAUCCCAGACGAGCUCAUUCACAGGCAGGGGAGCGAUGGCAAGGCUAUCACGAUUUGUCAUAUCUGUGAGGUCAUGGGCCACAAGACAUUUGCACCAUGAAGACCAAAGACCUGAUUCUUUCCUAGAACGUAUCCGAGGGCCAGAGCUUAUAGAGGUGUCCAGCAGGCAAAGUAACAUCCGCUCCUUUCUGGGUAUCCGUGAGCGGCCUGGGGGAGCAAACAGGAAGAAAAAAGAGGUCUUUGUGAUAGAUCCUUCAAGCAAUAUUUACUACCACUGGUUGGCCGUAAUUGCAAUACCCGUGUUCUAUAACUGGUGUAUGCUAGUGUGCAGAGCCUGCUUUGAUGAGCUACAAUUUAACCAUAUUAAAUUAUGGCUGUUCUUGGAUUAUGCCUCUGAUGUCAUCUAUGUUCUUGACAUGUUUGUCAGAUUCAGGACAGGCUUCCUUGAACAAGGCUUGCUAGUUCAGGAUGAAAAGAAAUUACAAGAACAUUAUACCAAAACUUUCCAGUUCAAACUGGAUGUGCUGUCUCUUCUGCCAACAGACCUGGCGUAUUUGAAGCUUGGUUUGAACUACCCUGAACUGCGAUUUAACCGCUUGCUGAGGAUUUCUCGGCUUUUUGAGUUUUUUGACCGUACAGAAACCAGGACAAAUUAUCCAAACAUGUUUCGUAUUGGAAAUCUUGUCUUAUACAUUCUUAUCAUCAUCCACUGGAACGCAUGUAUAUACUUUGCAAUUUCGAAGGUCAUCGGAUUUGGAACUGACUCUUGGGUCUACCCCAACGUGUCCGUUCCAGAGUACGGGCGCCUGUCUAGAAAGUACAUUUACAGUCUGUACUGGUCAACGCUCACGCUGACAACCAUUGGAGAAACACCUCCCCCGGUGAAAGAUGAAGAGUAUCUCUUUGUGGUCAUUGACUUCCUGGUGGGUGUGCUGAUCUUCGCUACCAUUGUCGGUAACGUGGGCUCCAUGAUUUCCAACAUGAAUGCCUCCAGGGCAGAGUUCCAGGCCAAGGUCGACUCCAUUAAACAGUACAUGCAUUUCCGAAAAGUGACUAAGGAUUUGGAAGCCAGGGUUAUUAAGUGGUUUGACUACCUCUGGACCAACAAGAAAACAGUGGAUGAGAAGGAAGUUCUCAAAAAUCUGCCUGACAAGUUGAAGGCUGAAAUUGCCAUCAAUGUCCAUUUGGACACACUGAAGAAAGUGCGUAUAUUCCAGGAUUGUGAAGCUGGACUUCUCAUUGAGCUGGUACUGAAACUGAAACCUACGGUCUUCAGUCCUGGGGACUACAUUUGCAAAAAGGGAGAUAUUGGGAGAGAAAUGUACAUUAUUAAAGAGGGAAAACUGGCUGUGGUGGCGGAUGAUGGCAUAACCCAAUUCGUAGUCCUAAGCGAUGGCAGCUACUUUGGUGAAAUCAGCAUCCUAAACAUCAAAGGUAGCAAAUCUGGCAACAGGAGGACAGCCAACAUAAGGAGUAUUGGUUAUUCUGAUUUGUUCUGCUUGUCUAAAGAUGAUUUAAUGGAAGCCCUCACAGAAUAUCCAGAAGCCAAAAAGGCUCUGGAAGAGAAAGGGCGACAAAUUCUGAUGAAAGACAAUUUAAUAGAUGAGGAAGCAGCAAAAGCAGGAGCUGACCCAAAAGACUUGGAAGAAAAACUAGAAAGACUUGAAGCCUCUCUGGAUACGCUGCAGACUAGGUUUGCUAGGCUCUUGGCAGAAUACACCUCAUCUCAACAAAAAGUGAAGCAGAGACUUGCCAGAGUAGAAACCCGAGUGAAAAAAUAUGGUAGUGGCACCUUAUCAGUUGGAGAAGCAGAGGCUGAAAAGUCUGAGGAGGAGAAAAAGCAGUAAUGGAGAAUUUAUAUUUACUCAUUUACUGGAGAAGGUUGAAGCAUGUGGAAGCCCUAAAUGUAUGUAAAUAUGUGUGUGCAUACAUAGACAUGAUUAUUUUUAUAUGAACUCAAGAGAAUGGUUUUUAGCAUUUUUAACUGAAGCGGUAUUUUCUUGUAAAUAGAACAUUGUCACCUUCUUAGGGGGAGAUUUUGGUCUGGCAUUUGGGUACUUUUUUGUACUGGGAGUGGGUUUCUUACAAGUCAUGCUCGGAAGGUCUAUUAUGUAUGGUACACCUAGGUCUUGAGACAUUGUCUCGUCCCACGCAUGUUGCGUUAAGAAGGCAUUGUACUUAAAGUAGCAGAGAUUGGGUUUUUUUAAGGGCUUAAAAAAUAUUUAUAGGGUACAUGCUCUACAUUGCUACCUUAGUAGCCGAUUAAAUGUAUGGACACACAUCCAGGCUCCUCAAAAAUUUUCGUUCUUUCACAGUGAAGCGUCUGCACAAACAGUUGGACCACAGCUGAGCAGCAGCACGUACCUGGCCUGUGCGGUGUGGCCCUGCA